This is a messenger RNA of Brachypodium distachyon (stiff brome), 1437 nucleotides long. Its product is annotated as AT-hook motif nuclear-localized protein 9. The record is from RefSeq and is a predicted model, not a curated record. The coding region runs from base 165 to 1187 and encodes 340 amino acids. Lineage: Eukaryota; Viridiplantae; Streptophyta; Magnoliopsida; Poales; Poaceae. The transcript has 5 exons. Gene Ontology annotation, molecular function: minor groove of adenine-thymine-rich DNA binding.
AAAAAAAUCCAUUCCGUUCCGUUCGGCUUCUUUCUUCCACUCUAGGGUUUUAGCAGGCCGCGAGCGUUGAGUUGAGUUCCCCUCUUCCUCCUCCAUUCGCGUGAGAUCAAGCAAGCUAGGACCUCCUCCUCUUCCUCCCCACGGACCCGAUUUCCUUCGGAUGAAUGGAUUCCAGUGAUCCCUGCUACUACAUCCACCACCGCCCCAGCCCCGCCGCCACCGCCCAACCGCCGCCAACCGCCGCCUUUGAUGACUUCCGGCACCAUGUCGCUGCCUCCCCCGCCUUCUCCUUCCAGAUGCCCCAGGACCAAGAACCCAUGCCGCAACACCACGCCGCCUCCGCCUCCGCCUCCGCCUCCGCAGGCGCCAGUGCCGAGGAUCCCAGUGAGCAGGUAAAGAAGAAGCGGGGAAGGCCCCGCAAGUAUAAGCCGCCGCCGGAUGGUCUUUCGCCGCCUUCCUCCACUUCUGCUUUGGUCACGGUGCCUGCCACGCCGGGAUCGGGGCCGGGGCCGGGGGGCUCUGGAGGCCCUUCCGAGAAGAGAAGAGGACGGCCGCCUGGGUCUGGGAAGAUGCAGCAGCUGGCUUCCCUCGGAAAAUGUUUUCUUGGCUCUGUCGGAACAGGAUUUACUCCUCAUGUUAUCAUUAUCCCCUCAGGAGAGGAUGUUGCUGCCAGGAUAAUGUCCUUCUCACAACAAGGCCCAAGGGCAGUCUGCAUCAUGUCAGCAACUGGAGCUGUCUCCACAGCAACACUUCAUCAGGAUGCAAGCUCUGGCAGUGUAAUUACAUAUGAGGGACGAUUCGAAAUCCUGUGCCUCUCUGGAUCAUAUCUGGUAAUAGAUGAUGGUGGUUCACGGACACGAAAUGGAGGGCUAUGCAUAGCAUUGUGUGGUGCUGAUCACAGGGUUAUUGGAGGGAGUGUUGGUGGAGUCCUUACUGCGGCUGGCACAGUUCAGGUGAUUGUAGGGAGCUUCAUGUAUUCUGGGUCAAAGAAGAACAAGAAAGGAAAAGCGGAACAAGAGGCUGAAACAGAGGAGGCCAAUGGUGGUGGCGAAGAAGAGGCCCCGUCGUUGAUGACGAUGCCCCACGAGGACCUAUCCUCUGAUGCAAUGAUGGGCGGAUGGCCUGACAUGAUGAGGCAGAUGGAUUCAAGGUCUUGCAGCAUUGAUAUGAACUCGGUCCGGGAGUAGCCUGUUUGGUAUAGAAGAGAAGCCUUAUGAGGAUGAAUGCAUGUAGGGGAUAGUUAAAUUGUAUUUCCUAAAUUAGAAGUCGAGUAAAUCAUGGUAUAAUUAAAAAGGAGUGUGUUGGGGAUAUGUUGGGGGUUUCAUUAACUGGUCAAGGUGAUUAGAUAUUGUUUACCCAGUGUGAAACGCACAAUGUAGAGCAGAGCGGGUUGAUCAUGCCCGUCCAUAGGGUUCAAUGCAACGUAUGUUAUAACAA